AAAAAAUUGAGGUAGAUCAGGCAUACGUGAAUUAUAUUAGGAAUGUAUACUUUUUGAAAUCGAGAGUGGAAUUAUUGUCCAACAGUCAAGGUCAAGAAGUGUCUUGUUUCAGAUAAAGAUUUAUUUUUUAGGAUAUCGGUCAUUUAAGUAUCAAAAAUAUUGUUAUGCAUCCAAACUUCAAUACGAAAUCGUAUAGACGUUGAAAAAAAGCAACGAUUAAAGAUUCUACCCAUUGAAAAAAAGAAUGUUUUUAAAAUACUGUCGAUACACUGUCCAAAAAUUGAGUAAAUUAAAAACAAUAAGUUCAGUGAGAAAUGUUGGAAGUGAAGCUACAAAUAAUGGUAAAUUUGAAGAGGUCGAAAUAAAAGUACCAUGGGGUAAAAUAUGUGGUAAAUAUUGGGGUCCUCAAGAUGUACAACCAAUCAUUGCUAUUCAUGGAGGUCGUGACAAUGCUUGUUCUUUUGAUCCAAUAGCCAUAAGAUUACCUGAAAAUGUAUCCUUAUUCGCAGUAGAUCUUCCAGGACAUGGAUUAUCUAGCUGGAUUCCACGCGGCAUGCAAUACACAGCACUUUUUAUUGUUCAAAUAUUUGACAGAGUUAGAGAACAUUUCAAAAUUAAUAAGCUCAAAUUAAUGGGACAUUCAUUGGGAGGAAUAACAUCAUUUCUGUACACAUCUAUAUAUCCGAAUGAUGUAAAAUACAUCGUAGCCCUUGAUAAUUAUAAACCAAUAACAUAUAUAGCUUCAGCUCUUUUACCUAUGUCUCUUAGAUAUCGAGAAGCUUUCUUUAAAAAUGAAAAAUCACCCGAUCCACCAGCAAAAUAUUCUUAUGAAAAUGCCAUCAAAAAAAUGAUUGCGAUUUCAAAAAAUUCAUUAGACGUAGCGACGAGUCAAAUAUUAAUGGAAAGAGGAAUGACAAAGAAACCCGAUGGCUCAUUAUACUUCAAUGAGGAUCCAAGAGUAAAAUUUCUUCCAUUUGAUUUGUCUUCUACUGUAGAUCAAAUGAAAAUAUUCGCCAAACAAUUUCAUUGUCCAUUUCUGUUUAUUAAAGGCGAUCAGUUUAAUCGAAUCGAUAAUAUGGAACGUUAUUACGAAGUCCUCGAAGUAAUUGAAAAACAUUCAGAAGAUUUUCAACAUCAUUCAGUAGCUGGUACUCACCAUUUUCAUAUGGGCAAUCCUAAAAAAGUUGCCGCAAUUAUAAAUCCAUUUAUCUUAAAACAUGUUGAUUGAAUAAUUUAAAUACAUUAAUUUUAUAAAAAAACUACAUCAAUAAAAUGAUUUUUUGACUUA
Chelonus insularis is the source of this 1288-nucleotide messenger RNA. RefSeq names its product probable serine hydrolase. The record is from RefSeq and is a predicted model, not a curated record. The transcript is spliced from 3 exons. Bases 245 to 1228 code for a protein of 327 amino acids. Lineage: Eukaryota; Metazoa; Arthropoda; Insecta; Hymenoptera; Braconidae.